AUGGCUGCUGCAGAUGGGAGGAGAGAUUCUAGUCCCCUGACACCAGGCCAAGGAGCGGAUGGCAGUGUAGCCUGCCUGGGGUUGCUGGACCGCCCGGAGAUGUUGGAGGUGGAGGGACAGGUACCAGCCCAGAGCGCCAUGUGGAGGAAGGCGCAUGAUUUCUUUCAGACCUGUGACUCUGAGGGCAAGGGCUUCAUUGCCAGGACAGACAUGCAGAGGCUGCAUCAGGAGCUGCCCCUCAGCCUGGAGGAACUGGAGGAAGUGUUUGAUGCCCUGGAUGCUGAUGGCAAUGGCUUUCUGACCCCAGAAGAGUUCACCACUGGAUUUAGUCACUUCUUCUUCAGUCAGAACAACCCACGUCAGGAGGAAACUGGAGAACAGGUGGCCCAGCUCCAAGAGGAGAAGGUGUACCAAUCCAAACAGGAUGAGGAUGAAGGAGACUUGGACCAUGAUGAGGAAGCACAGUUCCAGAUGCUGAUGGACAGACUUGGAGCCCAGAAGGUUUUGGAAGAUGAAAGUGACGUCAGGCAACUGUGGUUGCAGCUGAAGAAAGACGAACCUCACUUACUGUCCAACUUCGAAGAUCUCCUCACCACCAUCUUUGCUCAGCUACAAGAAGCCCAUGAGGAGAAGGACCAGCUAGAGUGUGCACUCCGAAAGAAAAUUGCUGCUUAUGAUGAAGAAAUCCAACAUCUCUAUGAAGAGAUGGAACAGCAAAUCAAAAACGAGAGGGAGCAGUUUCUCCUGAAAGACACGGAGAGGUUCCAGGCCCGCAGUCAGGAGCUAGAAAAGAAACUGACAGCCAAGGAGCAGGAGCUGGAGAGGCUCAACCAGAAGCAGAGGAGGUUGGAAGGCCAGUGCACAGCUCUGCAUAACGACAAGCACGAAACCAAGGCUGAGAACACCAAGCUGAGACUCACCAACCAGGAGCUGGCCCGGGAGCUAGAGCGCACCUCCAGAGAGCUCCAGGAAACCCAGGAGCAGUUGGAGAGCCUCCAACAAGAGGCCCAGGAACUGCAGCAGGAGAAAGAGAUGGAAGUAUACAGAGUGACAGAGAGUCUACAGCGGGAGAAGUCCAGCCUCCUGAAGCAGCUUGAUUUCCUAAGGGAAAGAAACAAACACCUUCGGGAUGAACGAGAUAUAAGCUUUCAGAAAGAUAAAGUAACCAAGGCAAACACAGCUGCUUCCAAGGCAAGUUGGAAGCAGAGAUCUGGCUCUGUAAUCGGCAAAUAUGUGGAUGGCAGAGGGAUGCUCAGGAGCCAGUCAGAGGAGGAGGAAGAGGUGUUUGACACCAUAAGAAGGAGAAGCUCUCUGGGCCUCAGUGCAUAUCCCCUGACAGAGGAUGAACCAGGAACUGGGGAGCCAGGGAAUGGGGGUCCACCCCAGCGAGCACUCCGCAGAAUCAUCUCCAUUGAGGAAGACCCCCUGCCCCAGCUCCUGGAGGGUGGCUUUGGGCAACCGCUGAGCCAAUGCCGAGAAGAGGAGGACGUCUCUGACCAGAGGGCAGAAGGGCAAAGCCAGGCAGCCCCAGCCUCAUCCGGACUCAUCCCCACGUCCCCCAGAGGGCAGCCUGUGGGGAAAGAAGCCCUUGGUAAGGAAGAGAACAUUCCCUCUACUCCAGACCGUCUCUUCAAGAUUGUCUUUGUGGGCGACUCUGCGGUAGGGAAGACCUCUUUCCUUCGGAGGCUCUGUGAGGCCCGCUUCUCCCCAGGCAUGGCGGCCACUGUGGGUAUUGACUACCGUGUAAAGACAGUCACUGUGGACAACUCACAGGUGGCCUUGCAGCUGUGGGACACAGCUGGGCAGGAAAGGUACCGCUGUGUCACCCAGCAGUUCUUCAGAAAAGCCGACGGUGUUGUUGUCAUGUAUGACCUCACAGCUAAGCAGUCUUUUCUCUCGGUUCGUCAGUGGCUCAGCAAUGUGGAGGAAGCUGUGGGAGACCGAAUUCCUGUUCUUCUGUUGGGCAAUAAACUUGACAAUGAGAAGGAGCGAGAAGUCCCCCGGGGCCUCGGAGAACAGCUUGCCAAGGAGAACAAUCUGAUCUUCUAUGAGUGCAGUGCCUGUUCCGGUCACAACACCAAAGAGUCUCUGCUCCACCUGGCCAGGUUCCUCAAGGAACAAGAGGACACAGUGAGGAAGGAUACUGUUCAGGUUGGCCCCCCAGCCAAGAAGAAAUCCUGCUGCGGCUGA
This is a messenger RNA of Nannospalax galili (Upper Galilee mountains blind mole rat), 2190 nucleotides long. RefSeq names its product calcium release activated channel regulator 2A (gene Cracr2a). Lineage: Eukaryota; Metazoa; Chordata; Mammalia; Rodentia; Spalacidae. The coding region runs from base 1 to 2190 and encodes 729 amino acids. Gene Ontology annotation, molecular function: GTPase activity; GTP binding; calcium ion binding. The transcript has 17 exons. The record is from RefSeq and is a predicted model, not a curated record.